AAAUUCUCGGUCUGUUAUUCGACAUAUAGGUGCGGCGGCCUCGAUACUUCGUAAUAGAAUCGGGGAUAAUAUGAGUCUCAGAAAGAGCAAGCUCGACUUACUCGUUCGUGUCCGUUAUUCGAAUCCACUCCCCGCGCCUCCAUGUCCUCCAAAACUACUCGACAUCCCCACGAAUCCGUUACGCUAUGCCCAACCAGCGUUCAUCAAUGCAAUCACAAACGACACACCUCUUCCGAUGAUUAUUGACGCCGAAUGUGGCAUGCCUCUCGAUCUUGGACGCUGGGAGUGUCUAUGGGAGGAGGAUGGCGAUGACACUACGUUAAAUCCUGACCCGGACAACUUGCCUUCCCUCGACCCAAAGGAUCGCUUCCUUCUUAGCGACCCUUCAGCGUCUGCCGCACCCUACACCAACGGUCCAACAACAUCAGGGACGGUUACACCUGUCCCUGCCCACGUUCCGUGGCUCCGAAAGACGGAAUAUCUCAGCCGCGAAGGUGUACAACGCACUUCAACACACGAAUCGAAACAAGUUCUCCAACCUAUCGAUGUCUCGCAUGAGGCGCAACUUCAUACCAUCGAAGCCGGCUUCGCCGCUUGUACAUCCCUCGACCUGACCACACUCUCUCAUCCCAACAAGACCGGUGUUACCGCUGUCGAGUCCUACGAUGUGCUCCCAGAUGCAGACAUCUGGGCCAAUGCAUACGACUUAUUCCGCUUCAGUGAGCGUCCCGGUGAACGACCCGGAGACACGGAAGACCCACGGCUUGAUUGCGCGAUCCUUCGCCCGAUGGAGAGCGACGGGGAUCAUUUCCUCGCAUAUUUCUUGACAAAGGAGGACGCCGACGCCCUGGAAUUCAAAGAGGAACGAUUAGCACCUAGAGGGGGCGAGGAGAACAAGUCAACGGCAUUCCACUUCAUACGCGACUACGAGACCGUCAAGAUCGAGCAGGAAGUACCCAACGAGUUUUUACUCGUCCUUGACAACGGAGACACGGGCGAGCGCGGGCCAGGCGCAUACUACAAAAACAUCGAGCGCAAGAUGACACUCAAGAAGAAGCGAAUGAAUCAAAGCGAUACUUAUGCAGACAAGUGGCAAGUCGUGCACAUUUCGCACGAAAUCGACGAGCGCAAUGAAGCGCUCUCGGAGGUCGUAGAUCCACUGUACCUCUUUUCGCGCGACGCUGAGGGUGAGGUAGAUGCAGAUGGCGAAGUUGAUGUUGGGGGGAUAGAGAUGGGUGCGGAAGGUGGUGAUGGAGGGAUUAUGGCUGAAAUAUUUUGAUUUAUGUGCUAUAUAACCUGUUCUACACUCCAUCGCUUUCGCGGGGGCAGAUUCAGUGCGCUGUAGGUACAUGUUUUAAUAGUUGUAUGUUCGUCUCGUUACUGUGAACGAUGGAUGUGGGCGCAGUCCUUCGAAGUCUUUCGAAGCGAACGAGUAGUAGUUGAGUUAUGGCGAGAAUGAGAACAGGGCCGGAUGAAAUGGUGCAGA
Molecule: messenger RNA, 1486 nt
Organism: Suillus subalutaceus
Lineage: Eukaryota; Fungi; Basidiomycota; Agaricomycetes; Boletales; Suillaceae
Product: RNA polymerase II-associated
Exons: 6
Coding region: 71-1279 (402 amino acids)
Biological process (GO): transcription elongation by RNA polymerase II
Cellular component (GO): Cdc73/Paf1 complex
Molecular function (GO): chromatin binding; RNA polymerase II complex binding
Source: RefSeq, a predicted model, not a curated record